GCACAGCUCUGGAUUCAUAACUUGCACACAGUGAAGCGCUGAGGUCCUCUACACAUUUCGGUACACUGAAGGGCAUUUUUAAACUCUUUAGGAUAUUCCGCAACGUGAAACCCCUCGUGCUCCGUGUAACAAUGGAGGCGUAUUUACGGAGCUGUCGUGAUGUGCUGAAGAGUUGUAGUAGGAACAGCCCAGGGCUGCAUGUCGUAAUGGGAAAUGAGGCUUGUGAUAUGGACUCCAUGGUAUCAGCCCUGACCUUCGCCUACUUUCUUUCAAAGAGUCUUGAUUGUAAGAGGAUACCUGUGCCUGUGCUCAAUAUUCCACGCGCUGAGUUCCCUUUGCGGUCAGACAGCAUCUUUCUGCUGAGAGAAAGCGGUCUGUCGCAGGACUACCUGCUGUUCAGGGAUGAGGUGGAUCUCCAUGGCCUGCACAAGAACAAACAGCUGACAUUGACACUGGUCGACCACAAUGUCCUGCCCAGUGCUGACAGUGAGCUUGAGGACGCUGUUGUGGAAGUGAUUGACCAUCAUCUCCUACAGAGACCCUCCUCCUCCUGCCCCAUCACUGUGGAGCCUGUGGGCUCCUGCACAACCCUGGUGACUGAGCGCAUUGCCCAGAAGUCACCCGCAGUGCUCGACCAACAAGUGGCUCAGCUUUUAUACGGUACCAUCAUCCUGGACUGUGUUAACAUGGCACCUGAAGCAGGUAAAGUCACCCCGAAGGACAGCCAGUACGCCAUCUUUUUGGAGCAGCGUUUCCCAAAACUGCCUCCGCGGGGCGCUCUGUUUCAGUCUCUGCAGAAUGCCAAGUUUGACGUGUCAGGCCUGUCCACAGAGCAGAUGCUGCUGAAAGACAUGAAAGCAGCGUCUGGUGGCGAUCUGAGAUUGGCUGUCAGUGUUAUUUACAUGACACUAGAGGAUUUUCUUCAGAGAAGUGGCCUACAGCAGGACCUUUGCGAGUUCUGCCACAGUCACAACUAUAAUCUGCUGCUGGCCAUGACAAUCUCUUUUAAAGACAGCAAGGAGCCCUUCAGACAGCUGGCCGUCUACAGCUCCAGCACCGUCUACAGGGAAGAGAUGAGUAAAGCACUAGAAAAAGCCAAAAACCCCAGUCUGGAGCUUAAGCCAUUAAGCAGUCCAUAUCCAGAUGUGAAGGCCUUUAUUCAGGGUAACACACUGGCGUCUCGCAAAAAGGUGAUGCCUAUAAUCACAGACUUCCUAAAGGAGAAGGAAAGGAGAGAAGCUCAGUGUAUGAACAUGGAGGAUCUGGACCUGGACGAUGAUUCAAACCAGGACCAGAGUGACUGUCUGGAGGACGCUGGGAUUGAGGACGACACUCGGGUUCCUCCAACGCCAAUGAACAGUCUGGUGGAGGGCUGUCCCUUAGACAACGGCCUUCCCAAAAUCAGCCCUGAAGCCUUGGUGGAGAAAGUCAGCAAGAUGGCAAGCAUGGAGGACACAUCUCCUGAGGAGCAGUGA
This is a messenger RNA of Danio rerio (zebrafish), 1475 nucleotides long. It is a transcript of the gene prune1, whose product is annotated as prune exopolyphosphatase 1. The record is from RefSeq and is marked provisional. NCBI's taxonomy places the organism in Eukaryota, Metazoa, Chordata, Actinopteri, Cypriniformes, Danionidae. Gene Ontology annotation, molecular function: pyrophosphatase activity; inorganic diphosphate phosphatase activity. Gene Ontology annotation, cellular component: cytoplasm.